AUGGAGAAUAUUCUGCUGGGUCCGCAAGAGGGAAAUGCUAGUAAUAAUGUGCCAGAAGCAGGUGCUGCACAGGAGGACGUCCGGCUGCUCCAGCUGCUUAUGCAGCAACUCAUGGCCAUCGUGAUCGAGGUCACGGUCGCACUCGCUGACGCCUCUGUCGGGAACGUGGACGUGGACGAGUUGGCCCCAUCAUUAGGCUACCAGCCAAUAGGAGAGAAAGACCCAGUAGUGUUACUUGAUAAGUUUGUCAUGCCAAUUGAACUUCAAAAUAAUUUUAAAUGGAAGAAGUUGAGCUCUAAAAUUGUUCUGGAUAGUAUACAUAACGAGUGUGAAGAAAGAGUUUACGAUUUUGGGAAUGGCGAAGAGUUGUCUACUGUUGGUGGUGUAGAGACUUUUGGUGAAAUGGAGGCAGCUGCGUGUCCCAGCAUCCAGCUGAAACGGAAGCCUGACAAAUGUGGCCGCUGCAGUUACACAACUGCCAACCCACAACAGCUGAUGCAACAUUUCCAAACCAACCAUGCCGACCAGUACCCGUUCGUUUGUGAUUUCUGCGAUUUCCGAUGCUUGGAACGAAAAACGCUCAACUUGCACACGCGGACGGAACACGCAGGCGAAAAACGCUUCAGCUGCGAGUUUUGCGACUACAAAGCGGUACGACUGAUCUACUUGAAGCGACACGUGGUCGUGCAUUCCGACGAAAAGCGGUUCAGCUGUGAGUUUUGUGAUUUCAAGACCCGCUACCAUAGCAACCUACGGACCCAUCUGCGGAACCAUACCGAUGAAAAGCCUUACAGAUGUGAGUUGUGUGAAUACAGCUCGCGGUUUCUGAGCAACCUGAAAACGCAUCAGAGGACACACACUGGUGAUAAACUGUUCAGUUGCGAUCAUUGUGAUUAUAAAACCUCGUUCUCAGGUAACCUGAAGAAGCAUGUCAAGAGCCACAAAUGA
Nilaparvata lugens (brown planthopper) is the source of this 948-nucleotide messenger RNA. Its product is annotated as zinc finger protein 544-like. NCBI's taxonomy places the organism in Eukaryota, Metazoa, Arthropoda, Insecta, Hemiptera, Delphacidae. The transcript has 3 exons. Gene Ontology annotation, molecular function: DNA-binding transcription factor activity, RNA polymerase II-specific; RNA polymerase II transcription regulatory region sequence-specific DNA binding. Gene Ontology annotation, biological process: regulation of transcription by RNA polymerase II. The record is from RefSeq and is a predicted model, not a curated record. Bases 1 to 948 code for a protein of 315 amino acids. Gene Ontology annotation, cellular component: nucleus.